This is a messenger RNA of Oreochromis niloticus (Nile tilapia), 850 nucleotides long. RefSeq lists its product as uncharacterized. The transcript has 2 exons. The record is from RefSeq and is a predicted model, not a curated record. NCBI's taxonomy places the organism in Eukaryota, Metazoa, Chordata, Actinopteri, Cichliformes, Cichlidae. Bases 32 to 796 code for a protein of 254 amino acids.
UUUUUCAAAAGGGCCGAACUUCAUCUGGCACAUGGACUCAUAUGACAAACUGAAGCCAUAUGGCAUCUGUAUCAAUGGUAGUAUUGACUGUUUCUCGAGAAAAAUAAUCUGGCUUAAUGCAUACACAACAAAUAGUAAUCCGAAAGUGAUCGGGGGGUAUUACAUAGAAGCGGUGCAGCGUUUAAAGGGCUGCCCUAGAGUUGUGAGGGGGGAUAUAGGAACUGAAAAUGGCCAUGUUAGAGGCUUUCAGCGUUUCCUUGUGCCCGUGGCUCCUAACGACACCCUUGAGAGUUACUUGGAGGGAGCAAGUACCGCCAAUCAAAGGAUUGAAUACUGGUGGCGUUUUCUUCGCAGCCAGUGUUUGGAGUUCUGGUUAUCCUUAUUUGCAGACAUCAGAGACAACGGGUACUUUGAUGGUGGGUUUCUGGACAAAAACCUCCUUCAGUUUUGUUGCAUGGGACUCAUCCAGGAUGAGCUGGAUGACACUGCACAGGUUUGGAAUGCACACUCCAUCAGGCCGUCAACAAACAUCAAUAUCCCCAGUGGUCGACCUAAUGUAAUGUAUACAUUACCUGAGCUCUACGGAACAAGAGACUUCCUUUGCCCCACUGAAGAAGAACAUGUUGAAAUGUGUAAAACUGAGUGUGUUUUUCGACUGACCAAACCAUGUGACCCUGAUGUGUAUGAACUAUGCAAUAUCCUCAUGACCGAGUCCCAUCUGACUCCACCAACAGACCCAUAUCAGGCUGUGAACUUGUACAUGCAUCUAAGAGAGAACAUCAUGGCAUUAGUGUAAAUUGCAUACACUGCAGCAGAGAACGUUUCUCAAAAUUGACCUGUGCUAUAUGUG